UCUUUUUUUCUUUCCCCUUCCCCCCCCCCCAUCCCUUGUUCCUGUUGCUGAGGGGAGGCUGAGGCCUUUGGGCAGGCAGGGGCCGAUCAGCCCCCCUACAACCCCCACUGCAGAUGAGCCAUUGACAGAGUCACGGAUGACACGUCUGCACGCGAGAGCCAACCCUUUCACCCUCCUGCCUGAGGAUGAGCAAGCUGUGGGGCUUGCAGAACGGUGACCUGGAGCAGAGUCUUCCCGCCAUUGCAUCCUCUCUUUCCCACAGCCCGGGCUUCUCCCCGCACCACUUCUUCUCUCCCGAGCGGAGGCGAGCCAUUUCUGACGUGCGCCGGACCUUCUGCCUCUUUGUGACCUUCGAUCUUCUCUUCGUCUCGCUCCUCUGGAUAAUUGAACUGAACGCCACCAAAAGCAUCCAGGAGAGUCUGAAGUAUGAAAUCAUCGAGUACAGCUUUAAAACGUCCUUUUUUGACAUAUUUCUCUUGGCUUUCUUCCGAUUUUUGGUGCUGCUCCUGGGAUAUGCUGUCCUCAGGCUCCGCCACUGGUGGGUCAUUGCGAUCACUACAUUGGUGUCCAGUGCCUUCCUGAUUGUGAAAGUUACCCUUUCGGAUCUGCUGAACAAAGGGGCUUUUGGCUAUCUCCUGCCCAUCGUUUCCUUUGUCCUUGUCUGGCUGGAAACAUGGUUUCUGGAUUUUAAAGUCUUGCCCCAAGAGGCUGAGGAAGAGCAAUGGUACCUGGCAGCUCAAGCCGCUGUGGCCCGAGGACCCCGCCUUUAUUCAGGGGCGCUUUCAGAUGGCCAGUUCUACUCCCCUCCAGAAUCCGUUGCAGGAUCAGAUGACUCAGAUGAUGAACUUUUGGGAAAGAGGACAUUAACUGACCAGGAAAGAGAAUACAUCCAACAAGGCAAAGCAGCAAUGGAGGUGGUCGACCAGAUCUUGGCCCAAGAGGAGAACUGGACAUUUGAGAGAUGCAGUGAGUUUGGCGACACAGUUCACUCUCUGGAAAUGCCAUUCUACGGCAAGGUGUUCAUCCUGAAGGCAAUUCUACAGUGUCCUGCCGAGAUAGUUUACCAGGAGAUGAUUCUUCAGCCGGAGAAGAUGGUCCUGUGGAAUAAAACCUUGUUAGCAUGCCAGAUCUUGCAACGGAUUGAUGACAACACAACUGUAUCCUAUGAUGUGGCAGCUGGUGCUGCUGCUGGCGUUGUGUCACCCAGGGACUUCAUAAAUGUGCGUCGGAUUGAGAGAAGGAGAGACCGGUACAUUUCAUCAGGGAUGGCGACAGUUCACAGCGCACGUCCCCCUACUUCCAAAUAUGUCAGAGCGGAAAACGGUCCGGGUGGUUUUGUUGCCCUGAAAUGUCCCACUAAUCCGAACCUCUGUACCUUGUUCUGGAUACUCAAUACAGACCUCAAGGGCCGGCUUCCCCGCUACCUCAUCAACCAAAGCUUGAGCGCCACCAUGACGGAAUUUGUUUUCCACCUGCGCAAACGUGUUGUGGAGGUCAUGGCGAGGUCUUAGGUUCUUGGAACUCCUUGCUCUGAUGUUGCCUUUUGAGUGUGCUCAAACCCAACGAGGUCCAAAGAACUGGAGUAUCUUUCUCCUUCUCCUUCUUCUUCUUCUUCUUCUUCUUCUUCUCUCUUCCUGCCAGAGAACAAAGACAAUAUCUCACAGCUGACGUUCUGGAUCAGGCUGAAGAGCCUUUCUCUGUGUCUUCAGGUUGUCAGCCAGGUAAAGGGCUGAAGGUGAUGACCAAACGGCAAGAGGGAGGUCGAGAGAAAGCAGGUGGUCCGUGCCCAAGCAAAUUGGUGAGAAGCGCCAAGGUGGUUUCUUCGAGCCUUUCACUGAUGAUCAAAGUUAACAUUGCUACUAGAACUUGAGCCAUGUAUGGAUUCCGAUGUGCCAAAUUCCUUCAUGAUCAUGCUUCCAGAAUCUGCUAAGUGCUUACCUGUAUAGCCCCCUUCCUUUCUCCCUGGUGUAAUCAUGAUUUGUAUGUCCAUAAACUUACCCAAUUGCCUUCCAUGGCGGGACAGAAGAACACCAUCAGAUAACCUGCACACACAGUCACACGGCUGAGGUGCAGCAGGUUGAGCCAGAAAGUGUCCCAGGCACUGCUACUGGUCAUCCACCUUUUGGCAUAGCUGUGACGGCGUCAGGAGGUUUUACUGCCCGAAUGUUUGGACAAAAUUUGGCUAUUGUAUGCUUGGUAAUGGCCAGAGAGAAUGAAAUCUCCUGCCCCCUGUCAAGUACCUGGUCUUCAGUGGUGCUCCAAAACUGACUCCUUGGCUUGAAAGCAUUGCUGUUCCCAGUUCCGUGUUGCUUUAUUUUCCGGUUUUCCCUUCUGCCCAUGAGUAGCAAAGACUAUAAAAUAAGCUUCUGUAGACUAAACUGACCCAGUGGUUGGUAGGUGGUUCCUUGGUUUGAUUGUGGCCUCAUCAUUCUGGAGUAGGCUUUAAAUGUUAGUAAUGGAGGCCAAGAUCUGUAAUCGGUUCUAUUGACUUGUUAAUAUAUAGAGAGGCCAGAGCCCUUAUCUGCCACUCCAGAGUGUGUGGGGGGAGGGGGGGGAGGAGCAUCCUUGGAAACUUCCUGCCUAUCAGAGCUAAGCAUUGAAAGCAGCCUGUUGUUUCAUGAAGCGUGAGCUGGGUUUGCCAUAGAAGUGAGACUAGUAUAGACCUAUCACCAGAGCAGAUGUUUAUGUUAACCUCCUUCCUUCGCUCCCCAAA
Molecule: messenger RNA, 2713 nt
Organism: Lacerta agilis (Sand lizard)
Lineage: Eukaryota; Metazoa; Chordata; Lepidosauria; Squamata; Lacertidae
Gene: STARD3
Product: StAR related lipid transfer domain containing 3
Exons: 15
Coding region: 186-1511 (441 amino acids)
Molecular function (GO): lipid binding
Source: RefSeq, a predicted model, not a curated record